This is a messenger RNA of Pollicipes pollicipes, 882 nucleotides long. Its product is annotated as apolipoprotein D. Gene Ontology annotation, biological process: lipid metabolic process; response to reactive oxygen species. Gene Ontology annotation, molecular function: pigment binding. Gene Ontology annotation, cellular component: cytoplasm. NCBI's taxonomy places the organism in Eukaryota, Metazoa, Arthropoda, Thecostraca, Pollicipedomorpha, Pollicipedidae. The coding region runs from base 26 to 562 and encodes 178 amino acids. The transcript is spliced from 2 exons. The record is from RefSeq and is a predicted model, not a curated record.
AAGUCGAGCCUUUCGGAAGAUCAGAAUGCAGCGCGUGAUCAUUCUGCUGUCGGCCGUGGUGGCGUCUGCACUGGCGAAGUGCCCGAACCUGCCCGCGCUCGAAGAGUUCGACUCCACACAGUACACCGGCCUGUGGUACGAGAUCGCGCGGUACCCGCUCAUCGGCGAGCUAGGCGAGACCUGCGCCCAGGCCAACUAUACCCUGCAAGGAGACGGCUCCAUCCGGCUGGAGAACCGUGGGAAGAAGCCGGACGGCAGCAUGGACUCCAUCAUGGGCACCGCCACCGCUAAGGAUCCGGCACACCCGGCCGAGCUGACACUGGUGUUCGACGAGGGCUUCCGCGGCAGCUACAACGUCAUCCGCACCGACUACACGCAGUCGGCGCUCGUCUACUCGUGCGGAAGUGUGGUGGGCUUUCGGCUGGAGUACGCCUGGAUCCUAGCGCGCUCCCCUCAGCUGGAGCAGAGUGUGGUGGAAGCGUACAAGAAGUUGCUGGCAGACGCCGGGUCCAACUCAGAAAAGCUCUCGAUGACUCCGCAGGAUUGCGGUAGUUACUUCUGAGCUUUCCCGAACGAUGACUCAGCGGUCUUCCGCGCAGCUGUUCUUUUCUGUUUAGCGAACUCCGUGCGCAGGUGGCAGGAAUCAGAUGACGUCACAGGCCUGGGGCAUUUAUAUCGGAAUGAUGGCGAACCACUUAGUUCAUCCUAGAUUGUGUCUUACAAUGUCACGUACUUGUGUCCUUCGUUUCAUGACGUUUACAUCUAUUGUCUUAGUCACUUCGCAAACGGAAUUGAUUGCUAGUUUGAGGCUGGUAGGACGGGAAGUUAAGGAUGUUGCACUAUGUUGUGUUGAGGUGUAUGCAAUUUGGCAAUAAAAGGAGU